AUGCGCCUCCAAAGCCCGUGCCUCCCAAAGAAGAAGAUAAGAGCCUUCCCUCUACCUCGAGUCCCGAUGAGCCACACGAGACACGUUGGGAUAGCUUUUCAGGGGGGGCCCACUAUAAGAGCAUAUGGAAGACCUGGUCAGGCCAACCCGCACAACGCGAAAUUCCAUAAACCGUCCGGGUCAGCCGCGUCCAAUAUCUUGCAAUGGGGACGCGAGCAGCUCCAGCCAAAGAAGAAGUUUGCGCAGGCUCGCAGUCGAAUCUCGAGCUUUUCCAAGAACGAUCCUACCGACUCGAAGGAAACCCAAGGACGAUCCUCACCACCAUAUGAAUCCUCGCGAGCAGAGCAACCAGCUAUCACUCCCAACGGCCGAGAAAGCCCUUUUGACUCAAAUGAAUACCUUGGUUUUGUGCCUACUACUGUGACGACUAUCACUCCUGGAGGGCGAGGACGAGAACGAUCGACAGAGAGGCCUUACAGUAGAUUGCGUCGCGAUAGGUCCUCAGAGCCGAAGAGGGAGCUUAAUCUAGGUACACCCGCAGACACGGUGCGGCGUGAGAAGCCUAGUGUUCGAUUUGGCUCGACAACAAUUCUUCCAGAGAUAGAGACUCGGGCUUCCAGCCUCGCAGAUAGUCCGCGAGAUAAGUCUAAUCAAGAUCCACCAGCAACUGCCCCAGAAGUCUUCAAGUCCUCGCAGAGUACCCCGGUGAAUGCUUCGCGCAGUGUCCAAGAGCCCGCUCGAGAGGGCACUCCAGAGGGUGUUUCUGUACCCAGUUCCACUGAGGACUUUGCCUCCAUCAUGUCCCGACGGCGCCCGAUUCCCAAUGCGAAUGUGCUUCCAUCGUCUCGAAAACCAGUUCGCAAACCGACCCCUUCAGAAACGGCCUCAGGGCCCAGGGCCUCUCCUCAGCCGCAAAACGCUGAAGAACCAAAAGAUCCACGAGAUCCUCAGAGCCGUAUCAGAAUCAUGGAGGCUAAGCGAAGAGAAUUGGAGAAGCGCCGCAUGAGCUUGGAAACUCUAGUCAAUGAAUUGACACGAGCCAUUCAACCUGGUCCUGGCGCCUUGUCGUACGACAUGGCUGCCAAGGCAGAGGUCAAGAAGAGCCUUCAAAGUAUGGAAAGUGAAAUUGCCGAGAUCAAGCGUGAAGAGCAUGAGAUUGGUUUUAAACUUAGUAGGGCUUGGAAACGGUGGGACGAACAGGAAAACAAUGGUGAUGGUAGCAAUCUGUGGAUCAAGCGUGUGACUAGUUAA
Messenger RNA from Penicillium chermesinum, 1251 nucleotides. RefSeq lists its product as uncharacterized. The transcript has a single exon. The coding region runs from base 1 to 1251 and encodes 416 amino acids. NCBI's taxonomy places the organism in Eukaryota, Fungi, Ascomycota, Eurotiomycetes, Eurotiales, Aspergillaceae. The record is from RefSeq and is a predicted model, not a curated record.